AUGGAUGACAGCUCCCUGCUCCCUGACCCCACUGCCUUCCCCUACCGGCUCUUCAUCUUCGAGUUUGUGAGUGGCUGGCGCGUCCGAACCGAGGAGGGGGCGGGACGGGCCGGGUCGCGUUUUAUCGCGGGGGCUCCGCACAGCCGACUGGACCAGAUCCACAAGUUGCGGGGUCCCCGGAGCAUCGGGAUAGUGGGGCCAGGCAUGGGGCAGAUGCUGGAAGCGGGCCAGGGUCCAUUCCCUGCGCUGGUUCUGAAGCUGCCCUCCCCCUUCUCAUGGGCCGCGCAGAGGAAGCCCUUAUUGGAGAGCGACGUCCUAGCAGUGGUGCCCAACUCUGUCCAGGGAUUUGUAUUUAAAUUUGUCUUUGGGGGCCUGGUGUGGAUCCUCAUCGCCUCGUCCCUGGUGCCCUUCCCUCUGACCCAGGGCUGGGUGAUGUUCGUGUCUGUGUUCUGCUUCAUCAGCACCGCUGUCCUGUUCUUGUCGUACACGAUUGGUGGCCACUAUGAGGAGACUUCCUGGGUCACCCUGGAGGCAGCCUACCACAGUAUCGCCACUGUUUUUUACCUCAGUGCUGCUGUCCUGGAAGGUUUGGCUGCCAUCUCCAUGCACAGUGGCUUCAUGCAGGAACAUUACCUUGAAAACGCCUUUGCUACGGUGUUUGCAUCCCUAGCCACUCGGCUGUACGUGGAACAUACAUGGUUUUCCUUAAUCAGAUGGAAGUGGUUUUCGUUAAGGAGGAAAAGAACUUUAGCUGAAAACCCAGACAGUGUAAACUGA
Molecule: messenger RNA, 777 nt
Organism: Diceros bicornis minor
Lineage: Eukaryota; Metazoa; Chordata; Mammalia; Perissodactyla; Rhinocerotidae
Product: plasmolipin-like
Exons: 6
Coding region: 1-777 (258 amino acids)
Biological process (GO): myelination
Cellular component (GO): membrane
Molecular function (GO): structural constituent of myelin sheath
Source: RefSeq, a predicted model, not a curated record